AUGGCGAACGAUAGCAACCUAGUUGAAGCGUAUUCUAUGGCUAAAGACGGUUGGGUAACGUUUUGGGCAGAAGCUGCAGAUUCUCCAGCGGCUAAAUACAAUUCCAAGGGCACCAAGAGAGCUCGCUCAGAUGCAAGUGACGAUGAUGAUGAUAAUGGUAAACACACGUGUUUCAUUUGAAAAAUGUGUUUAUAACGUUUCCUAAAUACUUUUAUGCAUUAAUCUUUAUGUGUGUAGCACCAACUUCAUCUUCAGCAGCCAACAUGGGGAGCAUAAUACAGCUAUUAAAACAGAAACAUGGAGGCGAUUAUACUGAAUUUAAACUUAAAGUUUGGGCUAAAAUGUUGGUAAGUGCAGUAUAUGUUAAGUGCAUACAAUGAAUACAGGUUGACUUAGAAGGUUGACAUGGACAAUAUAGUCAAAUUUUAUGAUUUCGUCAAAGGACGCAAAAAUCACAGAUUAAAAUAUGUUUAACACGCUCGCACAAUUUGAACGAUAUUUCGGUAACCUGCAAACGAUGCAAUAUUGAUCUGUCAAACAUAUUGAAAAUUACGACUUUUGCAUCAUUUUUUCACCGCUCAUAUUGUAGUUAUUGUAGCUAUUUGACUAUUAUCGAUGUCAACCUUAAUUGAAACUGCAAUUAUUUGACGUUCUUGUAAACUAGAACUGAAAUGGAAAGCAAUCACCAUCAUUUUGUUUACAAAGUUUCUAUUAUAUAUUGUUUGAAGAGCAACGGUACUCACAGCAACUAUGAUAUGCCUCCAAAAAUCCCGUUUUUUACUGGAUUAAAAGCGGGUCAAGAACGAAACAAUUCAUCUACAUCGACCCCUGCAGUGAGGGCAAUCACAACAGCUACAACAUCAUCAACAACAACUGAAGCCAUAACAACAACAGUGUCAAUGUCUCAAUCGAUGGAAUCAAAAGUAUGUCACUGCUAUUUUUGGUAAUAUUAUUUUUGAAAAUGUAUUUCUGAAGUGCAUUGUAAGAAGGCUUUUUUCCAGUGGUAAAGCUAUAUAGCCAUGGCAAACAAGCAUGAUGUAUAGUAAGCUAGAAACCGGACCCAUAAAAGACGUGUUCUGAAAUUUAGACCAUGCAAAUAUCUAGACUGAUCUCAACAACGCAAUUAAAUAAUCGCAUUGCAUGUAGCAUAACAAAAGGCUAUUAAUUGGUAGCUUUGUGAAUAGGUUUAUUCAAAUCACUUGUAUAACGGGAAGAAAUUUGAAUUGCAUUUAUAGGCACGACUCCGUUCAAUGAUAAUUCAACAAUUGAAAGACUUGAAAGACCUAGAAGAGACUGGAGUUUUAGAUGCAGAGGAAUUUCAAGCACAAAAGAAAAAGCUUGCAAAUGAAUUGUUGAGUUUGUAA
This is a messenger RNA of Paramuricea clavata, 1364 nucleotides long. NCBI's taxonomy places the organism in Eukaryota, Metazoa, Cnidaria, Anthozoa, Malacalcyonacea, Plexauridae. The record is from the annotation of a GenBank genome assembly.